CAAAACCAUUCACCGAGGACGCCAAAGAAUGUCGCGCUCCCCACCACCCCGCCACCCUCGUGCCGAUCUCACAGCAAAUAACCCACGGUCCUUACCUCGCAUCGAUUAGUUUAGUCUUCAGCCUUCCUUCUGUACUACGACACUCUGCAUCAUCACCAUGAGCGACGCGCCGCCUGCACCCGAGCCAGAAACCCUCGAAGCGCUACAAUCUCGACACCGUAAAGAGCAACGCGACCUCGUAUCCCGUAUCACACAGAAGAAGAAGCAAGCAAGCAAAAAGACACGCAAGGGUGUCAACGAUGAGUGCGAACGGCUCGAGCGCGAAUUGAAGGAGCGUCAGGCGCAUGAAGUCGCUGUUCAGAACGGCGAGGCCGUAGAUGCUGAGGAGCAUGUAGAAGACGCACAGAGCUCUGGAGACGAGGCGCAGGAUAUACAGGACGACGUUGCAAACCUCAAUUUAGCUGCCUCUGCUUCAGACAGCAAAGAGAGCAGUACGAAUGGCGAUUCUGCUGAACCCAAGAAGAAGAAGCCAAAUCGCGCAAAAGCCCGCCUCGCCCGCCGCGCCGCCGAACAAGCCUCCAUGAUCGCCGAAGCAGAGCGCGAGGCCGCCAACGCACCGAACCCACGUGAACUAGAACGAGAACGCAUGGCGGUACAACUGAACAAACAUGGGCUGGUGCUGCAUGAGAUACGAGCCGACGGUCAUUGUUUGUAUGCGGCGGUCGCGGAUCAGUUGCAGACGCGAGAACUGGGCCUAAAGCCGAGAAUAGGUGUCACCAUCACUGGACAGGGCGACGAGGAGUCAGACAAAAAGCCACAAGGAUACAAGACCGUCAGACACGCAGCGGCAGACUGGAUCCAAAGCCACGCCGACGACUUUACAGGCUUCAUGGAAGACCCGUUGCCCGAGCACGUCCGCAAGAUUAGAGAGACGGGUGAAUGGGGUGGACAUCUGGAGCUGCUUGCGCUGGCCAGGACAUAUGGUCUGAGGAUACGCGUACUGCACAGCGACGGCCAGGUGGACAAGAUAGAGGCUGAAGAUGAGGUCAAAGAAAAGGAGGAGAUAUGGCUGGGAUACUACAAGCACAGUCAUGGGUUGGGCGAGCAUUACAACUCACUACGCAAGGCAGGCUGAACGUGAAAUCAGCGAUGCGAACAUGGGUGCCUUGUAAGCUGUCUACCGGAGCUAUACAACGUCCUCCUAGCCAACUGUACUCAGUGCCAUUUCUGAUCAUCCGGACAAUCCGCCUUGUGCCGCCACAUACUCACGCAGUCUCUUACGAGGCCCUUGAUGACGCCAAUCUCGUGGGUCCGCUUGGGGGUGUAGUGCGCAAUCUUGACCAGCGCGUUCUCUGUCUCCU
Messenger RNA from Alternaria alternata, 1361 nucleotides. Its product is annotated as OTU domain-containing protein 6B. The coding region runs from base 158 to 1135 and encodes 325 amino acids. Gene Ontology annotation, molecular function: cysteine-type deubiquitinase activity. Gene Ontology annotation, biological process: protein deubiquitination. The record is from RefSeq and is a predicted model, not a curated record. Lineage: Eukaryota; Fungi; Ascomycota; Dothideomycetes; Pleosporales; Pleosporaceae. The transcript has a single exon.